AUGAGUAUGGAAGAUUAUGACUUCCUCUUCAAGAUAGUUUUAAUCGGGAACGCCGGCGUGGGGAAGACCUGCUUAGUGAGGCGCUUCACUCAGGGGCUUUUCCCACCGGGCCAAGGAGCCACCAUCGGGGUUGACUUUAUGAUUAAGACGGUGGAGAUCAAUGGUGAAAAAGUGAAGCUGCAGAUCUGGGACACGGCCGGCCAGGAGAGAUUCCGGUCCAUCACGCAGAGUUACUACCGCAGCGCCAACGCCUUGAUACUGACCUACGACAUCACCUGCGAAGAGUCGUUCCGAUGCCUCCCGGAAUGGCUGAGGGAGAUCGAGCAGUACGCCAGCAAUAAGGUCAUCACCGUCCUAGUGGGCAACAAGAUCGACCUAGCAGACAAAAGAGAAGUCUCCCAGCAGAGAGCGGAGGAAUUUUCCGAAGCCCAAGACAUGUACUAUCUGGAGACCUCGGCGAAAGAGUCAGAUAACGUGGAAAAACUCUUCCUGGACUUGGCCUGCCGGCUGAUCGGCGAAGCGAGGCGGAACACGCUUGUGGACAAUGUGGAGUCCCCCUUGCCCGGCGAAGGGAAGAGCAUCAGCUAUUUGACUUGCUGUAAUUUCAACUGAUGGCCCGGAGCGCCACGGCUGUUCCUUUUAUUCGCCAAGGUCCGGCUCGGCGGAGGGAAUCCCGGACGUUGUCGUCUUGACCCAAACCUGACCGGUGGACGUUGCCGGGCGCUCGACCCUCGAAGCGUGGCAAGAUGGCCCCUUCGCCUGCGGGGUCGGCAUAGCAGAACACGACCUGAAUAUAAACUGGUCCCCCCCCUUUCUCCCUGUAACGCAGAGUCGAGUCGGUUAGGAUUCAAAGGGAUGCUAGGCGUCCAGUGGCUAAGAUCGCGCCUCUCGGAAGGCAGUGAACAAUGCAGGAAAUCUCUCUUGCGGAACAGGUUUUGGAUCUUCACAGUAAGGAAAUGCACAUUAACCAUUCGGCUGCUGUCUUGGGCUGCCAGCUAAGCAAAGACCUGUAUAGAAGGCCCCAAGGAUUGGAGGGUUUUUUUUUAAGGACGCAACUCAGUGAAGUCCUUAUGUGUUUCAUUCCCCUCCCCUCCCAAAGUGUUAACAUCUCCCGAAUUCAGGCACUUUGCAUCGAUGCGGAAUUUAAGAAUAAGAAAUGCUAGUGCUUUGGGAACCGAUUAGAACAAAAAGCAGUGCUGUCUCGCUGUUUGUUUCCUGCUCAGUUGGGUCUGUUACUGCCUGCCUCUGUUCUAUACAGAAGCUAGAAGUUUCUCACUUGUGUGCACUGAUAGUCCACAGAACAAAAAUCCCCCCCCCUCCCGAGUGCAAACAAAUGCCCCGUAUCCCUCUUCUGACAGGAGGCAUUUUAGCUGGACAAAUUGCGAGCACAGGAAGAGGAAGUUAGGAAUCCUCAAUAAACUGGGUGUAGUGGUUGGGUGUAAUGGUUAAGUGCGCGGACUCUAAUCUGGGAGAACCAGGUUUGAUUCC
This is a messenger RNA of Gekko japonicus, 1488 nucleotides long. It is a transcript of the gene RAB30, whose product is annotated as RAB30, member RAS oncogene family. The record is from RefSeq and is a predicted model, not a curated record. Bases 1 to 612 code for a protein of 203 amino acids. Gene Ontology annotation, molecular function: GTPase activity; GTP binding. Lineage: Eukaryota; Metazoa; Chordata; Lepidosauria; Squamata; Gekkonidae. Gene Ontology annotation, cellular component: trans-Golgi network. The transcript is spliced from 4 exons. Gene Ontology annotation, biological process: Rab protein signal transduction.